Molecule: messenger RNA, 383 nt
Organism: Euleptes europaea (tarantolino)
Lineage: Eukaryota; Metazoa; Chordata; Lepidosauria; Squamata; Sphaerodactylidae
Gene: NDUFS5
Product: NADH:ubiquinone oxidoreductase subunit S5
Exons: 3
Coding region: 63-383 (106 amino acids)
Biological process (GO): mitochondrial respiratory chain complex I assembly
Source: RefSeq, a predicted model, not a curated record
GGCGUGCGUGACGGCAGCGGUGUCGUGGAAGGACUGCAAGGACGGGGAAAGGAGGAACAGCAAUGCCGCUUUUGGAUCUCCAAGACAAGCUGGGCAUUGAUGUUGACAGGUGGGUCUCCAUCCAGAGCGCCAAGCAGCCUCACCAGAGGGCGGCCAUAUGCCAUGCCUUUGAGAAAGAGUGGCUGGAAUGCGCCGAGGGCAUCGGGCAGACCCGAGCCAAGACUGAGUGCAAGUUGGAGAUGGAUGAUCUCUUUGAAUGCCUCAACAAGUACAAAAUGAUCCGACGCAUUAUGGCAAUCACAGCGCAGAAAAAGAAGCUGAUGAAGGAGGGGCUCUACACCCCACCUGACUACCACACUGGGAAACCAGAAACCGACCCUUGA